Molecule: messenger RNA, 1416 nt
Organism: Myxocyprinus asiaticus (Chinese sucker)
Lineage: Eukaryota; Metazoa; Chordata; Actinopteri; Cypriniformes; Catostomidae
Product: G protein pathway suppressor 2-like
Exons: 11
Coding region: 159-1151 (330 amino acids)
Biological process (GO): regulation of transcription by RNA polymerase II
Cellular component (GO): transcription regulator complex
Molecular function (GO): transcription coregulator activity
Source: RefSeq, a predicted model, not a curated record
AUUACCUUUCAAACCGGAAGUGAAUAAUAAACACUAGUGGUUCAUCACGAAUCUCAGCGCUCUUAAACAUUAUUAGUUCAUUUUUAUAUAGUGUAUUUAAGUGGAGAGAGACUUCUAAAAAAAAAUACAAAAAGCUGGCUCCUCCACUGUCUGUCACGAUGCCCGCUAUACUGGAGAGACCAAAGCUGUCCAAUGCGAUGGCCAGAGCCCUGCACAAACACAUCAUGAUGGAGAGAGAGAGGAAAAAACAAGAAGAGGAAGAAGUGGAUAAAAUGAUGGAACAGAAAAUGAAAGAAGAAGAGGAAAGGAAACGAACUAAAGAAAUGGAGGAAAGAAUGUCUUUGGAAGAGACCAAAGAGCAGGUUCAAAAAAUGGGGGGGAAAUUGCAAGUUUUGCAAGAGGAGAAACAUCAGCUCUUCUUGCAGCUUAAAAAAGUCCUUCAUGAGGAGGAAAAGCGACGAAGAAAAGAGCAAAAUGACAUUACAACACUGCCUUCAUCAAGUUAUCAGUCCUCCUUACCUUUACAUUCAGGACAUCUGCUCAGCAUACAAGGCAGUCCAGUAAGUCACAGUAGAGCUGGUGCUCUUUUAGGGGACCGCAGUAAACAGUUGUUCCAGACACCUUUGAUUUCUGGCCAUCACUUCUCCCGCCAGCCAGGUUUUCCUCCUGGCCCCUCUGAGCAUGGCCAGUUCUCAGGAAGUUCUGCGGUCCAUGAGCCAUAUGCAGUCACCCAGGGCCAGCACCAUUCUUCUUACGGACCUACUGUUACUGUGCCCAUCAGCUUUGCAGGCACCACUCAGAUCAGAGGGGCAUCACCAUUCCAGAGCAUGCCAUUCUUGUCCCACCAGCCUCAGGGUUAUGCAGUCCAGAGCCAUUUCUCCUCCCAGCCAGGAUUCAUACCUAGUGCAAGUAUCUCCCUUCAGAAGCAGCUUGAACAUGCAAAUCAGCAGUCUGGCUUUACUGACUCAGCUUCUCUUAGACCCAUGCAUCCUCAGGCUUUACAUGUGAGUGCAGCUGGUCUGCUGCCCAACCCAUCCAUGGCUGUCCAGAUCUCUUCAGCAAAAAGUUCACCUCAGCCAGCAUCUCGACACACCUUCCUCACUCACGCUCAGGCUGGGCAGAGAUUCUACCACCAUGGCAAACCACAUUAACAACUAAAAGUAUGAUCACAAGGUGCCAGGUUACACAAAACUACUUGGAUGUCAUCUUAGAAGAGAUCAGAAAACAUUCUUUUAACAUUUAAAUGAUAAAUGUCCCAUGCAUCAAAUAUCUGUGGUUCAUUAACGAUAAAAAUAUUUUAUACGAUUCAAUCUAUAGGAGAGAUUAUCAAGUGCUUCUUUAUGAUGUUCUGUAUCUAAAACAGUUUUAUGUAUUUUACGUUACUAAGCCACUACAUAAAAAUGCUGUUGCACACAG